GGACUUGUCCACAAAUUGGUUUUGUUUGCAAACCCUUGCAUUUUCCACCGCCUCCUCAAACAAAGCUACAGUAAAUUGUAUUCUAAUGUUAAAUUUUUCUCUGUAAUUGUUAACUUAACAGGAUUGAUUGAUUUUGUGAUUCUAAUCAAUCAUAAACCCACCCUUCACUCUCCGCCGAUUCGCUCACCUCUCUCCCUCUGCCUGGACAUAGCAAAAACAAUCAUCACUAUAACAGAAGGAUGACGGUGAGGGUUAGCGUUUUCCGAUUGGGAAGACGAUUACGACUAGGACUUUUCAAUUCCAUCAAACCGGAGACAACAAAUUGUUCUCGCUGCCUGGGUGCAACGACGUUGUUUCAACCUCGCAACCACAACCAACAUGCUUUCUAUUUCUCUUCCUCCACCUCUCCAUUUCCAUCUCCAUUUUCCACUGGACAAAGGAGGAGUAUGUUUAUCCAAACACAAUCCACUCCAAAUCCAGAGUCUCUCAUGUUUCAUCCUGGUAAGCCUGUUAUGGAUGUUGGAAGCGCCGAUUUCCCUAACCCUCGUUCCGCCAUGAAUUCUCCUCUUGCCAAAUCAAUUUUCGCUAUUGACGGAAUUACUCGUGUUUUCUUCGGAUCUGAUUUUGUUACCGUUACCAAAUCGGAAGAUGCUUCCUGGGAAUUUCUUAAGCCUGAAAUUUUUGCCGCUAUUAUGGAUUUCUACUCUUCCGGUGAACCACUCUUUCUAGACUCUCAAGCUGCUGCAUCCAAGGACACAGCAAUUCAUGAUGAUGAUUCUGAAAUAGUUGCGAUGAUCAAGGAACUGUUAGAGACUCGUAUUCGACCAGCUGUACAAGAUGAUGGUGGGGACAUUGUGUAUUGUGGUUUUGAUCCAGAUACGGGGAUAGUCAAACUUAAAAUGCAAGGAGCGUGUAGUGGCUGCCCAAGUUCUUCAGUGACUCUGAAGUCAGGCAUUGAGAAUAUGCUGAUGCAUUAUGUACCUGAGGUCAAAGGUGUGGAACAAGAAAUGGAUGCCGAGGAUGAGGAAGCAGCUUUAAGUGGACAAACAGAGUAGUUGAUCUCAUAUUUUUCUAUAAUUACGGUCUGCAUUUAAUCUUUACAUUUCACACUCAACAGAAACUUCCAAGUACAACAGCAGUACAUGAUGGAGGCACAAAAUGAGUGUAUGCAAAAAAAAAAUAAUAUAUUUAAUAAGUUGUGAGUCGGAUACAUUGCAGUAUGACAUGAAAUUGUUCCGAGCUAGUUAGAUCUCGCUGGAAUAGUAUGAAGGUAGUUCAUAACAUGGUGCCCAUUGCAGAAAGGUGGCAUCGGCCUUGGUUUCUAUGGGUUCUUGGUCUUUCCUUCUGAACCAAGGUUCCUGGAAAAGUGCAAGGCAUUAUUUGUCUAUUGGCCUUGCAUUGAGGACACACUUGUAUUAUUUAAGAUUUGGUAACUUGCGCUUUUCUCCGUGUUCAAAUGGAUGUAUGUGCAUGUUAAGGAGAACCAGAAAGAAAAAAAAAAAGGCACGGAUCAUUUUAUUAUUUUUUGCCUACCUUUGGUAUUCUAGUGUUGAUUCACAAAUACUCCAAAGCCAAAUAAAAAUCAGGGUAUUGAUUUCAUAACAGCCAACAGAUGCUGUUAUGCACUAAGGAGUCUCUAGUGCUAAUUUUUUGUGAAUUUUGUUGACUGCUGCUAAUAUAUAUGCUGCUAGCAAUCCAACAUUUAGUAUACCUCUUUUACAUGCCUUUUUCAGGCAUGAAAUGUUAUAUUUUACUGAAUAAUUUGUUUGUCAAACCAAUA
Messenger RNA from Trifolium pratense (red clover), 1780 nucleotides. Its product is annotated as nifU-like protein 4, mitochondrial. Gene Ontology annotation, biological process: iron-sulfur cluster assembly. Gene Ontology annotation, cellular component: mitochondrion. Gene Ontology annotation, molecular function: iron-sulfur cluster binding; iron ion binding. The transcript has 6 exons. Bases 240 to 1055 code for a protein of 271 amino acids. NCBI's taxonomy places the organism in Eukaryota, Viridiplantae, Streptophyta, Magnoliopsida, Fabales, Fabaceae. The record is from RefSeq and is a predicted model, not a curated record.